Messenger RNA from Diaporthe amygdali, 657 nucleotides. RefSeq lists its product as uncharacterized. The record is from RefSeq and is a predicted model, not a curated record. Bases 1 to 657 code for a protein of 218 amino acids. NCBI's taxonomy places the organism in Eukaryota, Fungi, Ascomycota, Sordariomycetes, Diaporthales, Diaporthaceae. The transcript is spliced from 3 exons.
AUGAGUUCAGUGUACAGUCUUCCAAACCGUCAAAACUUUGAGGAAAUACCUUUGAGAAACCUCAAUCGAACGCAGCAGACCGAGUGGCCUGUGUAUCAAGCCAUGCAGACAGAAGGUAGAAGAAAGUGGAUGACCAUCAUUAUCCUCGCUAUUUUGGCGUUCAUCCUCGCUGCUUCAACCGCAACCUUGGGGGCGCUCUUGAGCAAAUGUGAACACUCACUACAGACCCCACAGAAUGACACAUCUCAGACACCAGGGAAUGAUACAGCAUCCACACCCGUCACCAUCACUACCACGAAGAUCGCAACAGUUCCAAGUACGACAACAACCAAGACCGUACCCCCAGCGACGCAGACCGCUGUACACACUGUGACCGAAGUGUCUUAUGUGACCACAGAAUUCACGAAGUCUUCAGUCUUAACUACCAGUGUUACAUAUGGAGGUCAGGAACUUCACGACCUUAAUAACGAUUACGAUCUCCUGAUGGUCGACGCUCUGGAAUUUGCGGUGAGCAACGGCCUGGAUCUUGGAGGUGACGAGUACAUGGACGUCGCGAUGAGGAGCAUAUUCUUAUGUUCGAGCAGUGAUUCCAUCGAGCUCGUAGAAGCUUUCAUCGCCGACUCUGUCCUGGUGGUGACCUCGUCACCUACCGGUUGA